Ochlerotatus camptorhynchus is the source of this 784-nucleotide messenger RNA. RefSeq names its product farnesol dehydrogenase-like. The transcript is spliced from 2 exons. Gene Ontology annotation, molecular function: oxidoreductase activity. Lineage: Eukaryota; Metazoa; Arthropoda; Insecta; Diptera; Culicidae. Bases 24 to 761 code for a protein of 245 amino acids. The record is from RefSeq and is a predicted model, not a curated record.
GGAAACCGUUAUCGGACGUACAAAUGGAUCGUUGGACCGGUAAAGUAGCUGUAGUAACCGGAGCAAGCUCCGGAAUCGGUGCCGCAACGGCCAAAAGGCUAGUUCAGGCGGGAAUGGUGGUAGUGGGCCUGGCCCGCCGAGUAGAGCGUACCGAAGCGCUGAAGGACGAUCUGGAUGAAUCUAUCAGGCAUCGUUUCCAUGCGGUCAGGUGCGACGUUUCCAAAGAGGAAGACAUUCUCAAAACUUUCCAAUGGAUUGAAGAGACACUAGGAGGCGCCGAUGUUCUGGUAAACAAUGCUGGAAUCUACCGAAAUACGAAACUGAUAAAUGCUGAUAACACGACUAUGAUUCGUGAGGUGAUGGACACUAACGUGCUGGGGCUGAUCUUCUGCACCAGGGAAGCUUUUCAAUCGAUGAAGAAACGAUCGGUUGACGGCCAUAUACUGCAUAUCAACAGUGUAGCAGGUCACAAGAGCAGUCUGCCGAACAUGAACAUUUACUGUGCCUCCAAGUUUGCAGUAACGGCUCUGACGGAGACACUCAGGCAGGAAUUCAAGGCCGAAGGCACAAAGAUUAAAGUUACGAGCAUCAGUCCCGGGGCGGUGAGGACGGAGAUUUUACCGGAAUCCAUCACUUCCCAGCAGGGCAUUCCGAUACUGGAACCUGAGGACAUAGCCGAUGCUGUUUUCUACGCUUUGAGUACACCGCCUCGUGUACAGAUCCAUGAGCUUACAAUCAAACCUGUUGGGGAAAGGUUUUAAGAAGAUCACGAUCCUAAACAACC